CGGCAGCCUUCAGUGGUUGGGUCUGCCAUGGCACUGGCCCAGGAGCUGUACAGCUUCCCAGCUUCCAAGUUGGACUCCUUUGUGGCUCAGCAGCUGCAGCCAACCAGAGAAUGGAAAGACGAGGUGCUGGAGACUGUGAGGACUGUGGAAGAGUUCCUGAGACGGGAGACCUUCCAUGGAGAGCGUGGGCUGGCCCGGGAUGUGCAUGUGUUGAAAGUGGUCAAGGUGGGCUCCUUCGGGAACGGCACAGUGCUUAGGAGUACCACGGAUGUGGAGCUGGUGGUGUUCCUGAGCUGCUUCCACAGCUUCCAGGAAGAGGCUAAGCACCACCAGGCCGCACUGAGUCUGAUCCAGAAAAGGAUGUUCUAUUGCCAAGACCUGCUGGACCUUGGGUUCUGUAACCUGGGAGUGACCGAAGGAGUCCCCAGGGGUCUCAUCUUCACUAUCCGGACAAGGGAGACCUGGGAGCCCAUUUCUGUCACCAUUGUGCCUGCCUACAGAGCCCUGGGGCCUUCGUGUCCCAACUCUCCGCUACCCCCUGAGGUCUAUGUGAAUCUGAUCAAGGCUAAUGGGUACCCUGGAAGUUUCUCUCCAUCCUUCAGCGAGCUGCAGAGAAACUUCGUGAAGCAUCGGCCAACUAAACUGAAGAGCUUCCUGCGGUUGGUCAAGCACUGGUACCAGCAGUAUGUAAGAGACAAGUGCCCCCGGGCCAACCUGCCCCCUCUCUAUGCCCUGGAACUACUGACUGUCUAUGCAUGGGAAGCAGGCACCCAGGAGGAUGCUAACUUCAGACUGGAUGAAGGGCUUGCCACUGUGAUGGAGUUGCUGCAGGAUUACGAGCUCAUCUGCAUCUACUGGACCAAGUACUACAGCCUGCAGAACCCAGUCAUCGCGGACUUCGUCAGAAAACAGCUCAAGAGAGAAAGACCCAUCAUCCUGGACCCGGCAGACCCCACCCACAACGUGGCGGAAGGGUACAGAUGGGACAUAGUUUCUCAGCGGGCCAACCAGUGUCUGAAACAGGACUGUUGCUAUGACAACAGGGACUCCCCAAUCCCCAGCUGGAAUGUGAAGAGAGCACCAGAUAUCCAGGUGACCGUGGAGCAGUGGGGUCACUCCGAUUUAAUCUUCUGGGUGAACCCUUAUGAACCCAUAAAGAAGCUUAAAGACAAAAUCCGACGGAGCCGGGGCUACUCGGGCCUGCAGCGCCUGUCCUUUCAGGAACCCGGUGGCCCCCGGCAGCUCCUCAGAAGCCACUGCUCAUUCGCCUACUACGGAAUCUUCUCCCACAUCCACAUCUGCCUUCUGGACACCAUCUCCCCCGAGAUCCAGGUCUUUGUGAAAAACCCGGAUGGUAGGAGCCACGCCUACGCCAUCCACCCUCUCGAAUUUGUCCUGAGCCUGAAACAGCAGAUUGAAGAUCGGCAGGGCCUUCAAACUCAGGAGCAGCAGCUGGAGUUCCAGGGCCAUGUCUUGCAGGACUGGUUUGACUUUAAAUCCUAUGACAUCCAAGACAGCGUCACCCUCAACCUGUCCAAGAAGAGGGAGGGGAAAGCUCCAUUCGCACCCAGCUAGUUUCCUCUGUAAAGGUCUCUGGAUUUUUGCUCACUCUGAGACUCAGCCUAGUCACCCCUCCUUCCAGUCCUCCGCUGGGGUGGUCCAGGGGGGAACCAAAAAGGAUGUGAAGUCGUAUGGAAUCAGACAAUAGCCAGACACUCUGUGUGACAAUGGAAUUCUGAAGCCACCGCUGCAGGCCUCAUGGCCACACACUAUCAGGGCUUGGUCAGUAACUGGUAGUUUACUCUUAACUUGUUCAGAGGAAGCCAAAAGGCUUCUCAACCAAUUACACGGAUCCAGCUUCAGGUUGCCUCAUCUCCAACCUCCAUCAGGGCAUACCUGAAGCCUUCCCUGCCCCCACCCCCCUUGUGCCGGCCUCUGACUAUCAAAAGCAAGGUAGGGCACCAAAUCCCUUUCAAAUUGAGAAUAAACAGCCUCUAUUUCUUCCCA
Messenger RNA from Alexandromys fortis (reed vole), 2007 nucleotides. It is a transcript of the gene Oasl, whose product is annotated as 2'-5'-oligoadenylate synthetase like. Gene Ontology annotation, cellular component: membrane; cytosol; nucleoplasm. The record is from RefSeq and is a predicted model, not a curated record. Lineage: Eukaryota; Metazoa; Chordata; Mammalia; Rodentia; Cricetidae. Bases 28 to 1575 code for a protein of 515 amino acids. Gene Ontology annotation, biological process: negative regulation of viral genome replication; defense response to virus; regulation of ribonuclease activity. The transcript has 6 exons. Gene Ontology annotation, molecular function: protein binding; nucleotidyltransferase activity; double-stranded RNA binding.